Molecule: messenger RNA, 3186 nt
Organism: Paramuricea clavata
Lineage: Eukaryota; Metazoa; Cnidaria; Anthozoa; Malacalcyonacea; Plexauridae
Source: the annotation of a GenBank genome assembly
GCUUCCAGAUCAUUAUAUCUUCACAGGCUAUGGUUUGACUAAGCAGAAUAACUCCAAAACUGUUUGACACGAAAUUUGUAGAGCUAACGAUUGUCCGCUAAGGACAACUCCGUCAAAUUUUGAUUGAAUUUCAAUGAAAGUUAGAUGAGAAAUCUGCAAUCUGUUUUUAUCUCGCUUUCCGGGCUCAAACCGUAUUACAAAAAGUUUGGUGAAAGUCUGAGCAUUAUUGUCAUAUUUCUGUGUGAUUUUGUCCCCACGAGAACAUGACGAUAUAACCAAAGAUUGCGCACCAUUCGUGGCUGCUUUAUACAUCCAUGACUCCAAAAUUCUCUCACAUCUAGAUAUCAACGAAUGUGUCCAGAUUCCCAAAGUGUGUCACGCCCAUGCAAACUGUAGCAAUAUUCCUGGAUCAUUUUCAUGUCAGUGUAGCUCUGGAUUCGAGGGAGAUGGAAUACAGGACUGUACAGGUCAGAAUAUCUUGAAGGAAAGGGAAACGUUUUUGCUUCUUGAGAAGCACAGUCUUCCUUAGCAAUGACCAAAGUUAGCCAUAUAACCAAAGUCUGCGCAAGAUUCGUUCCAGUGCUCGCUUUAUACAUCCAUGACUCCAAAAUUCUCUCACAUCUAGAUAUCAAUGAAUGUGUCCAGACGUCCAAAGUGUGCCACGCCCAAGCAAACUGUAGCAAUAUUCCUGGAUCAUUUUCAUGUCAGUGUAGCUCUGGAUUCGAGGGAGAUGGAAUACAGGACUGUACAGGUCAGAAUAUCUUGAAGGAAAGGGAAACGUUUUUGUUUCUUGAGAAGCACAGUCUUCCUUAGCAAUGACCAAAGUUAGCCAUAUAACCAAAGUCUGCGCAAGAUUCGUUCCAGUGCUCGCUUUAUACAUCCAUGACUCCAAAAUUCUCUCGCAUCUAGAUAUCAAUGAAUGUGUCCAGACGUCCAAAGUGUGCCACGCCCAAGCAAACUGUAGCAAUAUUCCUGGAUCAUUUUCAUGUCAGUGUAGCUCUGGAUUCGAGGGAGAUGGAAUACUGAACUGUACAGGUCAGAAAUAUCUUGGAAGGAAAAUGUGUUUCUAAAUUUGCUGGGAACGUUUUUGCUUCUUGAGAAGCAAAGUACUCCCCUUCCCUUUUACGCGCAAAAUCUGGACAAGGAAUCUCGACACAAAAUCUCGCUGAUAGUUCUCAUGUCAGGAUUUCUGACAUUGUGACGUCAAAAAGUUCUCAGAAUCUCUGAGAGCAGACCUGCACAUCGAACCAACAAACCGUCCUUUUAAAAAACAUGCUCAAUUUGGCCAAGGUUUUUGAGAAGAACGUUUGAGAGCAAUAUCUGAAUAAAGAAAAUAUGAUCUUAGAAUGUCCAAGACCAUAUUUAUCGUAGUAAACAUGGGGGUGGGGAGACAGCAAUGGAUAAAUCAUACAGUUUCUCAAAUGUAUUCAAAUCUGUGUAUAACAGUUCUAACGUCAUAUUUCUGUUAGUUUUCUUUUCCGUAUAAAACAGAUUGCGUAUAAGCAGAGAAAGUCUGAAGGUCAAAGUUGAUUGACGUGCGUCUGAAAAUGGGUCUGAACUCUAAUUGGUCAUGGCUCUCGAUCAACAAAAUCGCUUGAAAUCUAUAGGUUAUUAUACAAGUUCAAUAGAAAAAACUAAAUUACUAGUAAUUUUCAUUUGUAUAUGUCAAAUGUUGGAAGCCUUUUCAUCCUUAAACUUCUUUAAAAUUAGUGCUUCUUCUUCGAUUUUUCAGAGUUGGCUUGCAAGAAUCACGGAAGCGAACAACAUAUAUGAAAACCAAUUUACGAAAGAAUGUAGAACCUUAAAGUUUAUGAAUGGUUGAACUAACCUAACUUUCUUUAUAAGUUUGGACAUAUGCCACGAUGUAAAUGAGUUAAUAUAAAAUUUCUUGUCUUUUACAGUGCCAUAACUUUGUUCAUCUCUUGAUUCAGUAAUAUCACAGAGUAAAGCAAACGUAUAACCUCUAGGAAACUCCAUUCUUUCAUUUUAUAAUGCCUUUCUGGGAUUCACUGUUCUUCUACAAUUUAGGUCAAAACAGUCUGGCAAAGCUCAUAUAAGCAGCCACGUCAUUAGCUUCAAUUCAGUACAGCCAGCGGAUGCAGCCAGUUUCAAUCGGCCAUUUGCGAAACGCAUGUCUACGUCGCCACGCUGUGAAGAUCCAUCACUUGGUUAUUCUUCUUUGGAGGACGAGUCGUGCCAUUGGCAUUGCUGCUUGAAGGAACAAUUUCACGAUUGUAAAAAUUCGUACAUAAUAUAAUAAUAUUAAUAUUUUUCUUUUUUAUGCAAAUUGCACACACGACAAUGGCUGUCAGUGCUAAGAGUGAGACCAGACACAUGACCACGAUAAAAACGGACUUGUGAAGUCCAAAAUAUGAAUUGUCGUCCUUGCCGUCGGAAUCUGAUGUUUCUAACAAAAAGAAAAUGAAACAUUCUGAGAUAAACAUUUCUAAAAAUGGCAGAGCGUCUAUGCAUUUCGCCUCUGGCUCUGAGACAGCGGGCAAAGCCCUCCAGAAGGGAGUUUGAUAUUCUAGUAACUUCAAAUGAUUCAAUAUCUUUUUAAAAAUGUUAAACAUUGUGACAUUGUGUUGUAAAUACCUUAGAUUUUAAAAAUUUCCAAGUGAACAGGGUCUGGGAUAUGCUAUCCACUGCAGGAACAUUUUUAAAAUCUAAGGUAUUUACAACCCAAUGUUUAGCAUUUUUAAAAAGACAUAAUACAUAAUAAAAUACAUGACAUAAGAUUCACGAAGCAGGGUUCAGUUACCAGAACGUCAAACCUCCCUUCUAAAUUACAUUUUUCGUCCAAUGUUUUGCUUAUAUGAUUUUUUUCUGUGUUGGAGUAGUGUACUCAGGUGAAUAUAUGAUGUUUGUGAUGUUACUCUGAGUGCAUAUCCACACCGGGCGAGCUUGAAAAAUAUGCCCGGCCACGGUGGGGAUCGAACCUACGACCUUUGGAAUACUAGCCCAAUGCUCUGGCAACUGAACGACGCGGUCAGGUCGGUUCGAGUAAGUGAUAUUUCGGAACAGAAUCUAGUUCCUUCGAUACCAAUGUAAUCUAGUGAUAUGAUUUUUUUCUGUGUUGGUGUUGUGUACUCAGGUGAAUAUAAUGUUUGUGAUGUUACUCUGAGUGUAUAUCCACAUCGGGCGAGCUUGAAAAAUAUACCCGGCCACGGUGGGAAUCAAACCUAC